GAAAACAACAAAAAAAAAUCAAAAGAAAUUAAAGUAGAGGAGCAACAAAAGCAAAGCAGCUGGUCCUUUCCCAUUUCCUGUAAAUUGUCUUCGUCUCUACCUUCCAUCUCAUUCUCACCCGCUCUCUUCGGAAAACCCCCGACGGAGGAUUAAGUUUUUUUCUUUGCCUCCUCUAAUUCGUUCCUGUUUAUCAAUCCGCCGGAGCAAAUCUCCAAGCUUUAUGAUCUCGAAUUUUUGAAGAGGCAGGGGAUGGCUUGUAAAGAGGAAACUAAUGCAUCUGCGCAAGAGUCUUUAACCCAUGAAGCCAGUGAGAUUUGGAGGAGUGAAUUGGAGUCUCGUCGGUUUCAGGUAGAUAGUUUAGAAGCUGAGCUUUUGGAUGUGAAGGCUUACCUUGAGUUUGGUUCAUCAGAGGAAGAUGCGAGAAAGGAGUUAGGUGUUCUUUCUGGUAGGGUGAGAAAGACCGCGACGAUGUUGCGUUAUUUGAGAUCGAAAGCUAUGAUCUUGGCCAUUCCUGAUCUCUCAUGCGACGUUGUUGAGAAAGGAGAUGAUGGUGGUUCGUCUUCUCAAGGGUCUAGGAAUGUAGAGGAUGGGGCCUAUACUAGCGAGAUGCUCCAGUCCAUAGAGAUGGUUACUGAUGUGCUCGAGUCUCUUGUGAGGAGAGUUACAGAAGCGGAAUCUGAGACGGCUUUUCAGAAGGAGAUGGUGCUUUUGGGAGAGGAGGAGAUUUGUAGGAAGACGGUGCAGAUCGAUAAUCUGUCGGUGAAGCUAGAAGAGAUGGAGCAGUUCGCUCAUGGGACUAAUAGUGUUCUUGACGAACUGCGGGAAAGGAUCCAGGAGCUGGUCGAAGAGACGGUGAGGCAGAGGGAAAAAGCUGUGGAGAACGAGGAGGAGCUGUGUCGUGUGAAGAGAGAGUUCGAGUUGCUUAAAAGCUAUGUCAGCACUUUUACCAAUGUUAGAGAAACACUUCUUUCGUCGGAGAGGCAAUUCAAAUCCAUCGAAGAGCUCUUCGAACGGUUGGUCAUUAAGACGACGCAGUUAGAGGGGGAGAAGGCGCAGAAGGAGGUUGAAGUUCAGAAACUGAUGGAGGAGAAUGUGAAGUUGACGGCACUUCUGGACAAGAAAGAGGCUCAGCUUCUGGCUUUGAAUGAACAAUGCAAAGUUAUGGCUUUAAGUGCAUCAAACAUCUGAAUUUGCCAGCAUUUGUUAAGAGGCUCAGCUUCUCUCUUAUUCUCAUCUUUCUCAUCCUGGGACAAAUGAUUCACAGAAGAGAUUGAUUAUUCAUUGCUGUGUUCCAUUUUUUUUGUAACUUUAUCUGUAGAUUUUUAUAUGUUUGGCUUCUGCAAAAUCAAAUAGGAUUAUGUUUUGCUUCUACUCCAAAACGGCAGGUAGUUCUUACGUCUGUGUAUCAGACGGCAAGAAUGUUUUCAUUAAGUUUGCCUUCGUGGCAGAAUCGCACAUGACAUGGCAAAUAGGAUUCAUCCACGUGUAGACUUGUGUAGAGUUUCUAAAACCCCAAAUCUUUUUGUUUGGCAAAUUCGUUGUUUCUAAGCAAUUUCUUCGUUAACCAUGGAUUCUGAUGUGGAGAUUCUCUCUGAAGCUCCUGCUUCUACGCCGAAGCGACGCAUUUUCAGAAUGGGCGCACUAAUUGAUGAUCGCGACGAUAAGAUUGGGAGAAGAAGGGUGAGAGAUGUUGAAGUUUCUGUUCCGAUUGUGUGUGGAUCGGUUGCUUUUUUCCGUGGAAAGUUAGCUAAAGAGUAUCGAACACAUAAUUGGACUGUCUAUGUACGCGGAGCUACGAACGAAGAUCUUGGUGUUGUUAUAAGGAAAGUCAUCUUCCACUUGCAUCCAAGUUUCAAGAACCCUACUAGAGUUGUUGAUUCGCUUCCUUUCACAUUGUCUGAGUGUGGCUGGGGAGAGUUCAAAAUCGAUAUCACCAUCUUCCUCCAUAACGAUGUCUGUGAAAAGAAGUUGGAGUUGUCUCACCUGCUAAAGCUGAACCCUGAGAUUUACAGUGGUCCUCAGUCUCCCAAGAUACCAGUUGUCUCUGAGUCCUACAAUGAGAUUGUCUUCCCUGACCCAUUUAAGAGUUUCCUCGCCCGUGCGCAUAAUCACCCGGCUGUUCACAUCUCCAAGCUCCCAGAUGGAUUCGACCUGCCUCUUCAAGGGGACGCAGAAACUUAUUAUGAGAUGAGAAAGGGAGACACCAAGGAUCAUCCGCUUAGCCCAUGGUUUUUGAAGUUUUCAGAAGCAGACGAGCUUUUUAAACUUACUUCAGCUCGUCACAAGGUACAAGCUGAUAUCGCCGAGCUAAAAAGACAGUUUAUCAUGGUAGAUGUGGAAUCGGAAGAACUAUAGUCUUCGUCUAGCAAUGAAUGUUAACAACAGGGAUAAGUAUGCUAGGAAGUUUUGUGUGAUACGGUUCGUAUAUGUCAAUGGGGUGCAAAAACCAGAUAUAUCUCAAUACGGUUAGAACAUGUAAAGAAAAGAGCAUUUGUGGUCAAUAUGGUUGUAUGAGACAAAAGUACAAAAAUGCAUAUGCUUUAGCUCAUCUUGUUUGCGUCUCCCUUAAACUCUUCUCUUGUCAUACAUUGGCAUCACAGGUUUGUGAAUGUGUAAAAACACAACUUGAAACAGCUGCAGAGUCUAAAAUGGUUUAGUUGGAUACAUGACGAUGUUGUCUAAGUAUUCUAUAGGUAAAAGCUCUGUAUCUUUCAUGCCUUCUUUGUUUAGCAGAGGAAGCAAUGGACGAAGCAAGUGAGGAGGAGAAUGAUUUCAAAACCAGUAUUUUCCUUUUCUUCUACAUGUUUUUGGAUAGUAGCCACAUGGGUGAGUCUUUUGAUUUCAAGACAAUGGACCCUUCACACUUAAGUUAAGCCUCUUCCUCUUCUUUCUCUUUGGCUCUUACUUUUUUUCUAAUACCUUUGUCUUCUUCUUGUUUCUUCUUUUUUUUUUUAUUAUUAUUACCCUUUUUGCCCAAUUUUUUGUGAAUGUUGAACAUUUUUACCCUUUUCUUUUUGGAUGGUCUCUAUGAGUUUCCUAUAUUUUUUUAAUAUUUAAAAAUUCUGAUAACCGUGUUUGUUGCC
Molecule: messenger RNA, 3083 nt
Organism: Thlaspi arvense
Lineage: Eukaryota; Viridiplantae; Streptophyta; Magnoliopsida; Brassicales; Brassicaceae
Source: the annotation of a GenBank genome assembly